Hypoxylon fragiforme is the source of this 1780-nucleotide messenger RNA. RefSeq names its product putative GTP-binding protein. Gene Ontology annotation, cellular component: cytoplasm. The record is from RefSeq and is a predicted model, not a curated record. The transcript is spliced from 3 exons. The coding region runs from base 391 to 1575 and encodes 394 amino acids. NCBI's taxonomy places the organism in Eukaryota, Fungi, Ascomycota, Sordariomycetes, Xylariales, Hypoxylaceae. Gene Ontology annotation, molecular function: ATP hydrolysis activity; GTP binding; ATP binding.
UAAGAAAAGAAACGCAACCUUUCUUAUUUUUUUUUCCUCCUCACCCCCAACCUGCCCCUCCGAAAAAGAGGAACAGGAAAAGGACAGGAUAGCUGUGCCAAACCCACGCAACAAUUUGACGAGGGCAGCCGUCAAAGUGUCGAAACAACCUUGAUACAGAUGGUUAUCGAGUGUUGAAACAGAUAUUCAUAUUAUUUGAUUCAUCCCGAUAUCGAGGCUGGUAUUAGCCAUAAAUCCAUCACCGUGUCUUCCCUUUUUUCUCCCCUUCCUUUCGCUUCUUUUUUCCGCACUCUUCGACCCCUCGCAGCUAGCUCUGCCUUUCUCCUGAACUCUGUGCCUAGUUGCACAACAGUCUACAUCUCCACUCGUAAUAUUCAAAGGCGUCGGAAAAUGCCUCCCAAGAAGCAAGUUGUCGAGGAGAAAAUUCUCCUCGGCCGGCCAGGGAACAACUUGAAGAGUGGUAUCGUUGGUCUAGCCAACGUUGGAAAAUCGACACUGUUCCAGGCUAUCACCAAGUGUAGUCUCGGUAACCCUGCCAACUUUCCCUACGCUACCAUUGAUCCGGAAGAAUCCCGCGUCAUUGUCCCAGACGAACGCUACGACUGGCUGUGCAAAAAGUACAACCCCAAGUCACGAGUGCCUGCCCAUCUGACUGUCUAUGAUAUCGCCGGUUUGACGAGGGGUGCGUCAACUGGUGCCGGUCUUGGCAAUGCUUUCUUGUCACAUAUUCGAGCUGUCGAUGCCAUCUUUCAAGUUGUUCGAUGUUUCGAUGAUGCGGAAAUUAUUCACGUCGAAGGCGAUGUCAACCCCGUCAGAGAUCUGGAUAUUAUCGCGGAGGAACUUCGACUGAAAGAUAUCGAGUUCGUAGAGAAGGCACUUGAGAACUCGAAGAAGAAGACUCGUCUAGGCGGUCAGAGCUUAGAGUUGAAGAGGGCCAAAGAGGACGAGGCAACAAUAGAAAAGGUUCUCGCCUGGUUAAAAGACGGGAAGGACGUCCGAAAGGGUACCUGGACACCAAAGGAGGUUGAGGUCAUCAACACACUUCUACUCCUCUCGGCAAAGCCUGUGGUUUACCUAGUCAACUUAUCCGAGAAGGACUACACGCGCAAGAAGAACAAGCAUCUUGCCAAGAUUGCCGAGUGGAUGAAGGAACAUGCGGCUGGUGACCCCAUCUUACCCCUCUCCGUGGCGUUUGAGGAGCGUCUUACCCAGUUUGCCACCGAGGAAGAAGCUGCUGAAGAGUGCAAGAACCUUGGCAUUGAGUCUGCUCUACCCAAGAUCGUCACAACGAUGCGAAAGGCAAUGAACCUCGGCAGCUUCUUCACAACUGGCACAGACGAGGUACGGCAAUGGACUAUCCGGUUGGGCAUCAAGGCGCCACAGGCUGCCGGUGUCAUCCACACAGACUUUGAGAAGACAUUCAUUCAAGCCGUGGUCUACAAUUUCAGCAUGCUCAAGGAAUUGGGUGAUGAGUCUGAGGUCAAGGCCAAGGGCAAGAUCAUGACCAAAGGAAAGGAUUACGUGGUGGAGGACGGCGAUAUCUUAUUGAUCAAGGCCGGUGCCGCUAAGGGUUGAAGAAUUAAUUUAGACCUACAUACCACAUGAAGCUAGAAGCCAUACUGUCAUCGAACAGAUUCCAAUGAAAAAAAACUCAUUAAUUAUGAACAGAGAAGAGAUAUCUUUUGUUAUUAUUUCAAGACUUGAGUUCAUACAAAUAUCAAAGCCAGCUACGAAUAGAAUAUAAAAAUGCAAACAAUGAAUUGAUUAUCCCUUCUCUAAA